Molecule: messenger RNA, 10074 nt
Organism: Didymodactylos carnosus
Lineage: Eukaryota; Metazoa; Rotifera; Eurotatoria; Philodinida; Philodinidae
Source: the annotation of a GenBank genome assembly
AUGGGCUGUUCGAAUGCUCGUUUAUUAGUUCAGCAAUCACCAUUAGAAGAAAAUUCUCAUGCCAUAUCAUCGAGAUCAAGAAAUUUAGCAGCAACUACUGCUGAAAAUCGUGUUCCUCAAUCUUCACCAUUUUUGAUUGACGAUCAUUUACAAAGUCGUGUACAUUUAAACGGUGUAGAUUUAGUUGUGGAAAGAAAUGGAUCAUAUACUCUAUUACUGACACCUAAAACUCACAAACAGUUAAUGCCUUAUGUUAUGAGAAAAAAAAGAUUCAGAAUUCUUGUUGACAAGCAAUCUUCCUCGACAGCAUUAAAUCCUUCUUUAUCAACAACAAAACCAAUUAUUCAUCAACAAAUUAAUGUUCAAUCAGACAAUAAUAUCAGUAACAACGACAUAAAUCAUUCAACUAUGGAAAGUUCAAAAGAAUUAAAAAUUAAACAAAAACAUAAUAAACGCACACAGUUGGAUAAAAAUGUUGAAUUUAUUGAACAACAAGCUGAUAAUGAAUUAGAGAAAUCAAAACGGCAGUUAGAUCAACAAAUAUUAGGUGGUACACCGAUUGAUAAUAAUUUAGAGGAUGAGUAUUUACAUUCGGAUGAUGAAGGUAUGGUGGAAGAAAUAAUUACGACUGUGGAAGAAGAUAAAGACUUGGAAUGUAAAGUUAAAAAGAAAAUUGAAACAAAAAAGACGGUAGCCGAAGAUCCGGAAACACAUAAUAAAGUGACAAAGGUUGUUAAAACAGAAGUAACAGAAAUAACGCGAACAAUCACGAUUAAUGAUCAACAUGAUUUGGAACGUGCCAAACGAGAAUUAGGGAUCGAUGAUGUCAAUAAAUUAUUACCAUAUCAGAGCGGCUUGUUACAACAAAAUAUUUAUAAUUUACCAUCGUCACAAUAUAUCUUACCAUCAUAUUUAACGACAACAUCCGGUACAUCGUGGGCUGAUCAUCCAAAACUUACCGAAAUACAAGAAGUAAGAUACGAUCCAAGUAAUGAAAUUGUGACGUCAGGAGAUUUUGGUGAAGAGUGUAAAGAAAAAACGCCAUCACCAACAUACGGCGCUCAACAAUUGAUUAAGCAAAGCCAUCAAUUAGCUGCCGGUACUCAAGACAACCAACGACCUAUUUUUAACAAUGAGGCAACAUUAGCUGGAAAAGGAAUCGACGCUACAAUUAGUGCUAAACCUGUUGUUGACAGUUCAACUAGUCAAAAACCCGAUAUUCAACCCAGUACAACAACAACAACUGACUCUUCGUCUGCACCAGUUGUCGUGAAGAAGAAGGCAAAAAGUGGUGGCUUAUGUUCCUGUGCAAGUGCACGUGGAACAACAAGUGAUGAUGAACGGAAACACGAACAAACAAAAAUUGUUGAGAAAAAGUCAAAACUAAAAAAGAAAACAUCUGUGUCACCUGUUGCCACAAUUACGGCUACAACUGAUCAAGCAAAAAGUAAACCAGUCACAACAACUUCUCCAACAUCAUUUGAACUACUAAAAUCAGCUAUUGAGCAACAAACAAUUGGUAAAGCAUUAGUCUCUGACCCCAUAAAACAAUUAAUUAUCACGAAAAAACAGCCAUUAAUCGAUUAUUUUCAUACACAAAUAUUCUCCACAAAAACAAAUCUUAUUACAUCGAAAGAUAACGAUGGUCUUUGUCGAAAAAUAUCAUCACGUAUUUUUGAUCUAUUGAGAUACGAUCGAUGUUCAUCGUGGCAAAAUCUUCAAGAUCAAAUUCGUGAAGAAUAUGGUCAUGAAACACCAUCAUCGUUGUUUAUACAACCUAUAUGCGAAACAUACGAAACAAUAUUUACAACAAAAGAACCACAAUUAUUAAAAUUAUUCGAAAAUGAAACAACGAUACCGUCUGCAAAUCAAGAAUUUAUUGAAAUUGUACAACAAAAAAUGAGUAAUAGGAAUAAAUCACCAAAUAUUGGCUAUGCAGCAACACAGUUUGUUAAUAAUGUUCAAGGUAAUUUAGAUCGAUUAGCAUAUGGUGCAACAAUACAACAACAACAGAAUGAGAAUAUUGGCGAACAAAUAGAGAGUACAGCGUGUUUAUCUGAAGAGCAAUUAAGUUUUACAAUGCGAUUUGAAAAUAUGAGAGUUUUAGAACAAACAACAACAGCGACAAAAACGAUCUUAAUUAUCGAAGAACGCCCAUUAGCGACAAAAGAUUCUGGUAUAACAACAUCCUUCUCUGCUUCAACAUCCGGUGAAUUUCGCAGUGGCGAUAAUCGUAGUAUAACUCCUGACACAAUGACCGAAUCUCAUCCACCACAUUUAGAAGAAGAACCAUCCUUAACUGUGGACGAUCAUCAAUUAAAUGAAAUAACAAAUAAAAUAUUAGCACAAACAAAUAAUAAAUCGAUUACAUUAGCUGAAGCUGUUGCUUAUGAUUAUUUGGAUUUAAAUGAUUUUGAUGUUGUCCAUUCACUCGGUUUACAAUUGGAUGUUGCUGAUAAAAUGAAAAAAGUAUUUUUACCUAUUAAUGAAUCGGAUAUAAAAUAUGGUCAUGAUUAUAAACAUAAUAUAGUUAAAGUACAGCGUUCUGGUGAAACAAUAGCCGAAUUAGAUUUAGCUGAUCCGAAUGCUUUAGAAAAAAUUAAUUUACCAUCAAAUGUUGUUGCUCAUUUACAAUAUGCAUUUGAACAACCAUUGAAUUUAAGAGAAAAACAAUUAAAACAACUAUCAGAUGCUCUGGAGCGUACUGGUGAUUUACAAUUUGCCAUAUCUCCAUUAUAUCCACCUUUCUCUAAAUAUUGGCAAGAACAACAAAAUGAUUUAUCAACGUCAGAUUCAGGCUAUUCAAUGACAACAACAAGUGCAAAUGAUUCAUCAAAACAACAGCAACCACAAUCUACUAUGGUUAAAAUUGAUUUUGAACCAAUUGUUGAACCAAAAAUAAAAUCAUCCUUAAUAGAAACACAAACUGGAGUCGAUUUAGGCAGUUCAACAAGUGAUAGAGACGAUGGUAGUGAAAAAAUUGAUUUAGAUAAAGCAACAGUUGAACAACUAGAUCAAUAUCAAUUGAAUCAAGGUUUAGUACAAAAAAUUAAACAAAAAGAUACUGGAAAAGAUAAGACACUUGGCCAGCAAAUACUAGAUCAAGAAGUGAAUUUGGAUGAUAUAAAUUAUUUAAAACAACUUAAUUUGGAUAAUCGGCAAGCAAAUAUAUUAAAAGAGUUCUUUUUUCCUACAACACAUUCAAAACAAACACCUAAAAAACGUAUUAUCUCAUAUUCACCAGAACCUGGUCGUUUUAUCGAAUUAACAACCAUUUAUAAUCAGUCUAUCGAACAUCGUGGAGAAGGAGGAGCUGAUACAAAAAUAAUCCAUAUCCAAGAGAAACAAUUAUCAUCCGUUGAACAUGCAAUGAAGCGAAAUGUGGAAACUGAAGAUCCCUAUUAUUCUCAACCUCAUGUAUCUGUCUCAAAACAAUUGCCAAAAACACAACCCUCUACAGUAUCGUCACAUGACGAAAUUAAACCACCACCAAUUGAUAUUAAAAAGAUAGAAUCACCAAUUGUUCAUCUAAAAUCGGAGCCAGUUGAAACUAAAAAACGUAAAUCAUCUGGUACCGGUGGUCUAUUCGCAUGUUUUGGUAGUAAAAAAUCAAAAUCAGAUACUAUACGUGCUUCUACUAGUGGUCAAGCUCCAGUUGACAAACCAACAACACCUACAGCUUCAGCUCCUAUUUUUAUUCAACAAACUAGUGCCUCUACAAUUCCACCAAAAUCACCUGUUGCAGAUUGUUUUUUAACAAAAGAUGGUAAACGAAUCUACAUUGAUGAAUAUCGUGAACGUCCAGGCCUGGAUAUGUCCUACGUUCCACCUAAUUUUGAAACAAAUUAUUUUAAACCACAAGUUAUUAAAAAACAAUCCUUGGAAUACGAAGAACAAUUUCAUGCAUUACCCGCUACUAAUGAUGAUAAUAAAACACCAGAGAUAGAACAAACACAAUCACCACCUGUAAUUGAUAUUCAACAAGAAUCGGCGCCCCAAUUUCCUGAAAGAUCAUCAUUAGAAUCAGCAUCAGCAGUGCAUUUAGAACCACGGCAACCUACAUUUGAAAUUGUAAAAACUGAUAAAGAAACAAAACCGGUUGAAGAACAAAUUCUCAUUACAACACCACCAUCUCAAAAUACUACAACAACCAGUUUACAUGGUGCCGCUGUCAAGUUACCAGUUGUCGAUCUCCAAAAACCUGGACCUGUUGAAGCAAACUUAAGUUCAACUAAACAAGAACCGAUAAAAGUCAAAGUACCAAAAACAAAGAAAGAAAAAUCAUCGACUGGCGGUCUAUGUGCAUCGUGUUUUGGUACAAAAGCUAAAAAACAAAAACAGGAAGGCGUCGAACCAAAAGAGAAAGUAAAAACAGAUAAAAAAACAUCAAGUGAGAUCACUCGUAAGGAUGAUGAUAUAAAUAAACAACACAUAUCGCCAACAGUCAGCGUACCCAAAAUUGAUAUUAAAGGUCCAGCAGUUGAUAUUAAACCGCCAACGUUACCAAAUAUUCAAACAAAUCUAUCAUCUACCACAUCACCACCUCCAAUUGAUAUUGAAACCAAAAUAAUGGAUACAGCAGCAUUUAAAUCAGAAGAUCCUCAUGUUGAUAUCGAUUUAAAUUUGAAACAUGACAAAACAGUGCCACCAUUGAGUACAGUUUCUGAUAAACUCGCAAAUUCAGUCAUACCUGAAUUUUCGAUCAACGGUCCAGAUUUGAAUUUAAAUGUGAAUAAAACCGAACAUUCAAUAUCGUCGUUCGAAGUGCCUGAUUUGAAUAUUCACGUUAACACUGACAAAGAAGUGCUACCACCUACAACAACAACGUUUGAUGUAUCUGAUAUUAAAGUGCCGAAUGUGUUUGAUUCAGAAAUAAUUCAUGAUCGAGAUUUACGUAUGGGUGAGAUACCUGAUAUCAAGUUCUAUGAACAAAAACAACCAACUAUUGAUACAGUAACAGAUGAUAUUAAUCUAAAACAACAAAUACCAGAUUAUAUCGUUCCCUCAUUACCUAAAGUUGACAUUGAAGAUCGAACAUACGAUAUACCUCAUGUUGAAGCUGAUAAGACAUUGAUAUCAUUACCAGUGGCUGAAUUACCAAAAUUACAUAUAAAAGGACCGGACCUUGAUAUACAUAUCGAAAACAAAAAACCAGAGGUUCGUGUUGAAACUGCAGAACUUCAAGGUGCAAGCGGUGAUUUUGUUGUAGAAGCUCCAACUGCCGAGCUUCCUAAAAUUGAUUUGAAGGGACCAACGGUUGAUUUAAAUUUAUCGGGUGAUUCACAUAAACCAAUAACACAAACAAUAAAUAUUGCAAGUCAAAUGCCAAAAGUUGAUGUUCGAGAUAGUGCAAAAGGUUCUUAUACAUUACCAACAACGGUUGAUGAAACAAAGAGUAAAAAGAAGAAAGAAAAAAAGGAGAAAAAGGACAAAAAAGACAAAAAAGAAAAGGAAGAAGAUAACAGUAGCAGUAGCAAUGGAGGAUUAUUUGGAGGCUUCUUUAAAGGUAAAAAAUCUUCAAAAUUAACCGCACCCAAUGUUACAUUACCAUCCGUUGAUAAAUCAAUAAACAUCCCACCAUCACUAGUCAUAUCAUCCGAUCCAUUAAAAGUACCAUCAGCUGAUUUGCCAAAAGUUAAAGAUGUUGAUUUUCCUACUUAUGAUCGUCCAGAAGUAUUAGCAACUUCAAAGAAAAAUGAAUUUCAAGUUCCAUCUGUUUCAUUACCAUCCAUCGAAGGCGUUAAUUUGCCAACACAAAAUAUACCGGAUGCAUUUCAUUUCAAUCGUACUUCUGAUCAAAUAUUACAAGCACCCUUUACACAGUUGCCUGAUGUUGAAUUUACAUCAAAUGUUCCUGAAAAACAAAUACAAGAAGUUCCAUCUACGAAGUCAAAUAUGCCGAUUAUUGAAAUGGGUUUACCAUUAGCUACGCCUAUUAUCGAUACAACAAAUCAACAAUUACCAAACGUUAAUAUUAGUAAAGAUUUCCAUUUUCGUACAGAGGAAUCAUUGGAUAUUGAUAAACCAACAACAAAUGCAUUAGCGAAAGUUAAUACUCCAGAUUCCACUGUAAAUUUGGAUAAAACAAUCCUAUCAUCGAUUGAAUCAAACUACGAUAUUCCGUCACCAGCUUUUCGGAUAGAUCAUAAAACUGAACAGAUUGAAGCGUUGAAACCAUUGGAUAUUAAUUUUGAAAAUCCACCAACUUCAUCCAUUGCUAGUCCUGAAUUGAAUGUUGAUAUUAAACACAGAGACAUAUCACCAUCGUUUGAUAUUCCUGAUGUAGAUUUGAAUCUAAAUAAAAGCUUAGCAGGACCUGCUCCAUCAUCGUUUGAUAUUCCUGAUGUAGAUUUGAAUCUAAAUAAAAGAUCAGCAGCACCUGCUCCACCAUCGUUCGAAACAGAUAGAAGUUUGACUAAACCAUCCAUUUCUGAAUUAAUUCAUGAUAAAAAUGUCCAACUUGGUAAUAUUCCUGAUAUCAAAUUAUAUGAACAAAAACAGCCAACUGUUAGUGUAAAACAAACCAAGGUACCCGAUGUACCAGAAAUUCAUUUACCAAAACUCGAUGUUACCACUGAUGUAAAACCAGUUAUCACUAAACCACAACCAAUCGAAUCAGCAAUUCAUCCACCAAAAAAGGCGAAGAGUGGUUUAUGUUCAUGUUUUGGUGAGAAAGCAGCUCAUAAGACGACCAUAAAUAAGACAGAAACAACAGUACCAAAAGUAAAAUCAACAAAAACUAAAAUACAGGCUCCAGUUGCCAAAUUGCCAGAUGUCAAUUUGCCCGCAUUAGAAUCAACUGAAGUCCAAAAAUCAAAAGGAAAACCUUUGAAGGCACCCGUUGCUGAUUUGCCACCACUUGAUUUAAAACCACCACAAUCGACUGACGCUUUAUUGAAUACAAGUCUAACAAAACGUCCAGCACCGAAAUUACCCGAUUUACCAAAACCAGAGAUACCAAAAGCUACAAAAGAUCUCGUUAUACCAGACAUUGGCAACAUUCAAACACCAUCAAUAUCUGAACAAAUAGUACCAACAGACAUUAACAUCAGUCCUAUUGAUCAGCCUGAAUUUAAAUUGAGGGGUCCUGAUAUUCUAUUAGAAUCAACUACAAAACCACAAUUAUUAUCAAGCCAUGAAGCAAAAUACAAUUUGAAUGAUACUCACAUUGUUUCCGAGUCACCUGAAAUUAAAUUAAAAGAUAUUCCAUCAGUUCCAAUUGGUUCAGUUACUACGAAUGUUGACUAUGAUAUUCCAAAACAUAUCAAUGAAUCAAGUACUGAAAAACAGGAAACUCACACCCAUAUCAAAAAGGGUCCAUCAUUUGAAAUGAAAGCACCUGUGAUGGACAUACCUGAUUUGGAUCUAAAAGUGUCAUCACUAGAUGAAAGUGAAGCCAAUUUAUCAUUUAAAAAACAUCCACAAGUUUCAGAAGAAAAAUUAUCCGUUUCUCAUAAUAUACCAUCGAUACCACAUCUGAUUGAUCAACAUCCGCAUCAACAAGCACCAACAACGUCUCGCUCUGAUAGUGGUCUUGAACAAAUUGUCUCAUCUCAUAUUCAUCCAUCAUUAACAUUUGGUACAGAUCAAUCUUCAACAUAUGAUUUUAGUAAUUCUGUUUCAUCUGGUCUUGGUAGUGAAAUCAUUGAUGGUGUUGCACAUAAAGGUUAUACACUACCGUCUAUAAAAACUACCUAUGAACAUCCAGAAAUUCGUACCACCGAUGGUAAACGAUUAUCAAUACCAACACGUGAAGGCGGUAUACAUUAUGAUUUUAAUAAAAAGAUCACAUUAAACGAUGAUAUACAUUCAAAAUUAGUAUUUCGACAACAAGAAUUAAAAAAAUUAUUAGAAACAGAAAUUAGUUCAACAAUGGACGAUUUUGAUGGGAAAAAAGAUCAUAAACAUUUACAAAAAAUUAUACAACAUUCAAUUGAUUUAAUUAAAGAUAAAAAAGUCAGUAGUUAUCCCGAAUUAAAAACACAAUUGAUUAUGGCACAUAAAAAUGAAGCUUACAUUGUUGAUCCAGUUGUUAAAAGUUUAUAUUUAACAAUUGAAAAACAUAAUUUAGAUAAUAUUGAUCGUCCAGAGGUAGCCUUGGCUAUCAGAGAUAUGGUGAAAGAUUCAGCAAAACAAACAAUUAAUACAAUUACGCACUUAAAUACGGGUACAACAAAUAAACCUGAACCAAUUCAACAAUCUCCACCUAAACAGCAACCCGAUACAAUACCAAAAUUAAUUGUCGAUUCAACGAAAGACGCAAGAAAAAUCGGAGAAGUAGUAUCAAAAGAUGUUAUUCCAUCAAUUGAUGUGGCACCUAGUCAAAGUCAAAUAUCUGCAACAACAACUUCAACAAAAGAAAAACAAAAAUCUCCCAUCGAGAAGGAUGAUAAACAUGUUGCACCAAAGACCCCCACUGCUGCUUCAUCUUGCUUAACGUGCGGUCGUCAUCCGAAAUCAAAGUCAAGUGCAACAACAACAGCAAAUGUUGUUGAUACAAAAUCGGCAACAGCUACGGGUGCAAAGCAUUCUCUACUAGAUGAACGUCGUCAUCAGCAGUUAAAUGCGUCUAAAAACGAAUUAGCCGCAACAAUUCGUGAACAUAUCCAAUCAUCCUCUCCACCGAUUAAAAAUAUGAAAGACCAUUCAAAAGAUGUUGAUAAAAUCAUUCGUAAAACUUUACAAAUACUCGUAUCACCAAAAGUUUAUUCCUAUGAACAAGUGAGAAAUGAUUUGAAAACUGAAUAUAAACAAACAUUUUAUCUCGUUGAUCCUAUCGUUGAUAUUGUUCGUGAUACAUUGGAACGUUGUGAUAUACAAAACAUGCAAGAUAAAAUAAAUGUAGAUAUUCUCGAUGCUAACAUAAAGCAAACACAAGAAUUAUAUAAUCAAACACAUGGACAACAAUUGUUAUCGACCCAAGAAUUAGAAUAUUUACAACAAAAUCAAACUGGUUUCAUUAAAUCAAUUAAGGCUAAAGAAAAAGAAGAGAAAAAGAUUAAUAAAAAACAAGAAAAAGAAUUACAAAAAAUACUUGAACGAACAUGUGAUAUUUUGUCCACACAACAAGUACAUACUUGGGAUGAAAUUCAUCAUCAGUUAAAACGAGAAUAUCCUAAAACUCAUGAUCUAGAUAGUCGAGCGAUUGAAUUACUUAAAUCAGCCCAAAUGGAUGGUCGACUAAAAUUAACAGAGAAAGCUAGACAAACAUUGGUUAAAAAUAAAUCGUCUAUUGUUAGUUCAAUUGUUCAACUUUUACUAGAUCAUAAUAAAAAUUUAUAUGAAUAUUCUCAAAUAGAAAAAUUAGUGAAUCAAACAUUUGAUUAUUUAGAACAGAAUAAUCAAAAUAAAGAAUUUCGUAAUUAUAAUGAUUUAAAAGAAAAAUUGAAACGUGAUCAUUCAUAUAAUCAUGAUGUACUUAUUGAACAAAUUGUUGAUGUUAUUGAACAAGCACAUGUUACAAGUCAAUUUGAAGAUAUGGAUAAAAAUGAAGUACAAACAUUAAUGAAAGAUAGACUACACGGAAACCCACUUAUUUUGAAACAAAUUCACGUUCAAUUACCACCAAGACAAGGUGCCUAUGUGCCUCAAAAUCAACAACAACAAUCAUCCUAUUUGAACGAUGUUAGUGGUGAUUCUACUCAUCCAUCGGUGACAAAUGGUACAAAUAGCCAUGCAUCACGUCAAAUUGCACGAGGAUUAAGUUGGCGUGAAGCAAAUGAACGUGCGAGAAUAUUAUUUUAUCGUGGUAGACAUCCAGCCAUACAUUAUGAUGAAAAAACAGCUGGAUUCGAUGUAAGAAUGUUAUUGGAAACUCAGACCGGUGUACAACAAGAGAUACCAGUUACAGAUGAAGAUGUUCAUCGUUUAUUGAAUACAUGUGGUGUACAAUGGGAUGGUAUCAAUGUUGUUUCGUUAAUCGAUCGUAGUGAAGCUUAUGUGAAGGAAGCUGAACGUGAUGCACUCAAAUUAAUUAAAGAAAGUGGUACAUUAGAUCAAUUGAAACUCACACAACAACAACAAAAAAUUAAUGAUGAACAACAGACUGUAACAUCGUCUACUACAAUGUCAUGA